ACCGUGGCCGGCGUCGGCAGUACGUUCGGCCGCGGUACUAACGGGGCGCUGGCGUUCUCCUCGUUGUUAUCCCUCAAGCAGCAGCAGCAGCAGCAGCAGCAGCAAUCUCCGACCACUCGACUGUAUGCCACCAGUGGAAGAGGUUCGUUUGACAUUCUGCUGUCGUCGACGACGGUGGGGACAGCCGCGCGGACCGGUCAACAAAAACUUCAAAAACUUCAGAAACUUUUGCCCUCAUCUGUCACAGUCACGUCGUCGUCGACGGCCGCCAUCAGCAUUUCCUGCGCGCCUGAACAGCCACCGCUCGUUCCGUCGAACAGGUCGGCCAGCAGCGAUAGUCUGAAUACGGAUAGUAUAUCGGAAGGCGUAGGCGUAAGCCUAGGCGUUGGGGGGACAACCACUGGAUCCGGCUCCGGCGGUGGCGGCAUCGAGUGCAAAUGCAGCGGUCGACACCUGACCCCGGAUCAGGCGGUGAGGUCGUUCGGCAACAAGCUGAACGCGUUCGAGAUCACCGAGAUCUACAACUACAUGCACGUGUAUUUCGUAGGGCCGCAGGCGAAGAAGCGCAGUGGCACGUACGGUGCUCCGAAUAAUCAUGGCUACGACGAAGAGAACGGUUGUUAUUUGUUGGUACCUCAUGACCAUAUUGCGUACCGGUACGAAGUACUGAAGGUGAUUGGCAAGGGCAGUUUCGGCCAGGUGAUCAAAGCCUUCGAUCAUAAGACUCAGCAGUACGUCGCGUUAAAGGUCGUACGAAACGAAAAACGUUUCCAUCGCCAGGCGGACGAGGAGAUCCGUAUCCUACAGUUUCUACGCGCACGUGACGCUCACAACGCCUCCAAUACCGUACGCAUGUUGGACGCGUUCACGUUCCGGUCACACAGGUGCAUCACGUUCGAGUUGCUGAGUAUCAACCUGUAUGAGUUGAUCAAACGCAACAAAUUUCAAGGCUUUAGCUUGCACCUGGCCCGAAAGUUCGCCUACGGUAUUUUGCAAUGUUUGGCGUUGCUCUUCGAGCAUCGCCUGAUCCACUGCGACCUGAAACCGGAGAAUAUCUUGCUACGACAGCCGGGUCGCAGCGGCGUCAAGGUGAUCGAUUUCGGCAGUAGCUGUUUCGACAGCCAGCGCAUCUACACGUACAUCCAGUCGCGCUUUUACCGUGCCCCUGAGGUCAUACUUGGCUGCAAGUACGGUACGGCGAUCGACAUGUGGUCAUUCGGCUGCAUUCUCGUUGAGCUACUCACCGGCUAUCCUUUGCUACCCGGCGAGGACGAAGCCGACCAGCUGGCGUUGAUGAUCGAACUUUUGGGCUUGCCGUCCGACAAGCUGCUGGUGAACGCGAAACGUGCCCGCAACUUCUUCACUUCCAAAGGUAUGUCGGUCGAUUUCAGUCGAUCCGGUCGGUUGGUUCACCUCCAUGUCUGA
This is a messenger RNA of Soboliphyme baturini, 1425 nucleotides long. Lineage: Eukaryota; Metazoa; Nematoda; Enoplea; Dioctophymatida; Soboliphymatidae. The record is from the annotation of a GenBank genome assembly.